Hemicordylus capensis (graceful crag lizard) is the source of this 12632-nucleotide messenger RNA. It is a transcript of the gene ABCA12, whose product is annotated as ATP binding cassette subfamily A member 12. Gene Ontology annotation, molecular function: lipid carrier activity; ATP binding; ABC-type transporter activity. NCBI's taxonomy places the organism in Eukaryota, Metazoa, Chordata, Lepidosauria, Squamata, Cordylidae. The transcript has 56 exons. The record is from RefSeq and is a predicted model, not a curated record. Gene Ontology annotation, cellular component: intracellular membrane-bounded organelle; membrane. Gene Ontology annotation, biological process: lipid transport; transmembrane transport. Bases 1 to 12303 code for a protein of 4100 amino acids.
AUGGUAGACACCUCCACAACAUGCAAGAUUUUCCAUGAAGUUCUCCUGCUGAAUGAGCUGUUCCUGGAAGACAUGAUUUGGGUGGGCAACCCCCAGGAGCUGAUGGCAGGGUUACAGGAGAAGGGUUUUCCAGGCCUUCUUGCGUGUAUUGACAGCACAGACAUUGAAAUUAUGGCGUCUCCUGGUGUAGUUCAUGAUGGCCUGAAAGUCAGGCCGAGGGGAGGGGUACUCCGAGCUUCAGCAUGUAGCCAGCCAAUCAAGAGCAGAGGAGGAGAGUCUUCACUUUCUUCUCCCUGCUUCUGCAAUAGACAUAUCGGCUUCAGGCUGGCAAUCCUCAGACAGGGUUCACCCAGAAAUCCAGCUGUCAUAAAAAGCACCAUAAUUGAAAUUACAUGUUUGUUGCUUUGGUCCUUUACAUUAGUUGCAUGGCCUGUGUUUUCAUUCAUUCUUGUGGCCAUCAUCCGAAUCAAAUUUCCCCCAGAAGCCCAGCCAAAUUGUUACCUUGCCCCCCGGAACCUUCCAAGUGCAGGAUUUUUCCCAUUUCUCCAAACCUUGCUGUGUAGUUCAGAUGCCACCUGCAAAGGCACACCAUAUACCCCUGCAGACCUGCUGCCACAGCUGAAUGGCAUUUCACCUAUUAACCGAAAGCAGAGAAGGUCAGCUAACCCAGAGAAGGACAGCAAUCCAUCAUACCGGAGUGCUGAUGUUCCCAAAAGCAGGAAUGGUUCAUUGGAGCUAAUUGAUUCAAUAGCCGAUCUGAAAAGCACCAUUGGAAAUAUAUCGUCAUCAGCCAGCCAUGCCAGAAUUUACUUGCUCAACAAAAUUCUCAGUCUAGGGGAGAUGCAGAUGCAAAAAUCACCUGUAGAAAACCUUAAAGCUAGUGCCUGUGAAGUUAUGUCAACAUUUGCAACAUCGCAGAAUCUCCCGUGGGGAGUCUUGGGGAAAAAUAUCUACCAGACAUUUUGCUUCACCAACUUGUCUCUUAUGGAGUCAUUUUUUAAAGAAUUUAGAAAUCAGAUUCCUAAUUUACAGCAUGAUCCUCAGUACCAGGCGGCAUUUGUGAAGGAAACAGUAUCUUUCUUAUCGCUCAUCUCCCAAGUGCAGAAUGAAACUUCUCUAUGGCGCAUCCUCCUGAUGGCCCCAGAUAUCGUUCAAGGUGUCUACAAUGUGAAGGAUAUGCUUUCUGCCCUUCAGAAUACAAGCAGGGUUGUUAUGGAUGUGGAAAAGGAUUCUUCACUAGUUAUGAGCCACAAUGGACUUCAAACCAUUCAGGAUAUGAUUAGCAGUCUGCUAUGUUCCUCGAACUGUUCAGAACAAGAUAAGAACAAUUCAGUGAUGACUGGCAUUAAUGAACUCUCCCAUUACUGGAAAUACAACCAGACUGUAUUAGCUCAAAUGAAAGAUAUUUUGAGAAAAUUGUCUCCAGAUUUUGCUGGUGAAGAGUUCAAAAUGGGCCAUCUCUCAAAGGAUUUAGAAACUAUUAAGAAGACUCUACAGCUUUUCAAUGAUUUACAAGAGAAAUUUACUACUACCGCACUGAAAAACCUAGAGCUAUUCAAACAAUCUGAGAACAACACUAUACAGAGAUGGGCUGAAAUCCUGCAGUGGCAAAUGGGGGAUGACAGAGACAAUAAAUUAAGAGAUCUAUUAAAUAGAGAAGAAAUCUAUGAAGUCCACAACUUCACAUCUCUCCUGUUUCAGAAUGGCUUUGAUGGGUUGUCCUUGUUAAAUAUAAUGGCCCACUUGAAAGGAUCUCAAAAUGUCUACAACUUAACUAGAAACAUUUGGUAUCCAGCAUUUUUAAACAAGACUAAUUUUAGGUCCACAAAUAUGUGGCAAGCCAUUAAAAUGAUAUCCUCUCACAAAGUUCUUUACAAACCUGAAAAGGUUAGAAGGUACUUAACUUCAGUGGCAGAGGUACCAUCAUUGUUUGCAAAUUCUCUGCUUAAACCUGUAACUAUUGAAAUUUUUCCCGAUAAGCUCCUGACAGUUCAGAAAAUUUUUGAUAUCAUUGCAAAUGUUAAUGGAAGUCGCAAUUACCUACUGAUCUCAUACGUAAUUGACAUGAUGCAGAAAAUCCAAAAUUCUGUAAAUGAAUAUCAGUGGAAUGAAUUCAAUACCUAUUGGUACAUUGGGGAAAAACUAAGGUCUGCAAAAUGGAAUGAUACAGACCUCAUUGCAUAUGGGAAAGUUUUAGAUAUACUACACAACAGUUUAUACAUUCACCACAAAGGCUUAGGCCUUCCUUUGAAAAAGGAACUUGAGCAACUGACCAAAUUUGCGAACCAUUUACUGGAAGAGCAUGGUGAAGAAAGCAUAAAUGGGGCAAAUGUCUCAAUGGUUUUAGAUGCCAUCCUAAAAACUCUCUAUGUAUUAGAAGACUUGGAAGAAAAAUAUGUCAGUGAAUUCAUCACUGUUAAACCUCUGAUGAAUGCCAAUAAUGAGACUGUCCAAAGGUUGUUACAAAUAUUCAAGGAAGGGAUAGGUAUACUUUCUGAUCCCAGAUUGACAGAAGCAUCUAGUAUAAAUAAAACUGAUACCCUCUUCAAUUUUCCGCAUUUGUUACUUUUGAGGGAGUUGUAUAGAACUUCUGUGUGGCAUAGCAGCUCAGUGGAAGCAAAAAUGUUGGAAAUCUUGUAUUUAAGCUUGAGCCCUUUUCUAAAGGAAGAUGUUCAGAAUUCCAAAAGAAUGCUGAACUGCACUGUCAAAGACCUUCAUCUCAUUACUGUUGAAGUGUUGUUGAAUAAUGUCACACUAAAGGAAGCCUUAACAGGAAGCAACUGCAGUUUCCUUUUUACUUCCAUGAAUCUGGAAAACCGAACAACCCAUAAUCAAACAUUUACAGAAUUGUUUCAGCUUGUGAUAAGAAACUUAAAACUGAUGUCAACAUUUGACACACUCCACAAAAACAAAAAUUUAUCAGAUGAAUUUCAGUGCCUCAUAAGAUCACUGCAACUUUCAUCAAGGUUUAUUUCCAUCUUGAACAGUAACUAUAAGAAUCCCUGGUUACAAAAGAUGCAUAAAAGUCUAACAGCCAUCUUUAACAAAUUCCCCCAGAAUAAUUUGACUUGCCAAGCACCGUUGUUUGGCAAUAUGGAUGUUAUAAAUGCUCUACCUAUUUUGAUUCCUUUUAUGUUGAAUGGAACAGACACUUAUUCACUAAACAUGUCUGGCAGUCCAUCUGUCUGGAAUCAGGCACUUGCAUCUUUUAUGUUGCUGCACACAGAACUCAGUGAAAAUGCCAUUGUAUCAAAGAUAUUAGAAGUGAGUAAAAGUGCUGUCAACCAAUCAAAAUGGAAUAUUUUCUCAAAGGUCUUGAGCGAGGUUACAAAUAUGUUGGACAUCCAUCAGAAUGUGACAAGUGCAAAGCAGUAUGUGCAACUACUAGAAAUGACUAGAAAAGCUCUAAUUCUUGUUGGUACUGGACUCGCUCCCAAUAAAACAGAAACACAUCAGUUCCUUGAAAUCUUACGUUGGGGAAUGAAAGCUUCCCAAUUAGAAGACAUACUUGGCUCAUUAAAGCUAUUCUUCAAUGCUACCUCUGACUCAGAUUACAAAACAUACUUGGAAAGUCUAUUUAAUGUGACUCAUCCAGCUGUUGAUGUUCUUAGUCAAAGGCUUUUCUACAUCAGUCCUCUGUGGGAGGAAACAAAUAAGGUGCUAAACUUAACCAAGAUGAUUUGGAAAAUUUUGUUCUUAAAUAAAACUGAUUUUAAUUUAGCAGCAGUGUGGGAAACAGUAAAAAGAGUGAUACCUGUUUUUGUUCCAUUGCUUCCUGAGGAUGUGCCUCAUGAUCUCAGUGCGACACAUAAAGUCCCACUGCAGUUUUCAAAUUUUCUGCUUAAAAAAAGCAGAAAACAACCACGAUCUACAACCACCAAAAACUUUCUGGAGCAGCUUGUAGCACUCCAGAAUCUCUACAACAUUACAGGAAAUGUGAAAAGGAGUCAAAGCUAUCCUUUUUUUGCUCAUCUUUCAGGAAUAAUUCACAAUGCCCAGAAUAUCACAAACAAACCAUGGUGGGAUGAGUUGAAAGUCUUUGAACAUAUUGCUAAACAGCUAACGUCCAUGAAAUUGAAUAGCACAAAUGUAGAUGCAUACAUCCAUUUUCUAAAUAUAUUGUACAGUCAUUUGUCUGCACAGGAUAAUCGUUCUGGUCUUCAUUUCAGUCUAGAACUGGAGAAGUUGUACAGACUUUUAUUCCAUGUACUACAAAAGUAUAGUAGAGAGGGCUCUCAAAACAACAUCUCAGAAGAUAUCAACACUGUCCUCAGAAAUCUAUUAUUCCAGGAAGACUUUGGUCGUCAGUUUAACAUCACCCACUUAGAAACUUUGACCAAUGAUAGCAAUAAGAUCAUGCGGAGGAUAUAUGAUAUAUUGAGGAGAGGGGCAAUAAUACUUUCCAACAGCAGAUUGAGAGAAGCAACAGAUAAAGAAAGAAUUGCCACCUUGUAUGGAUUUUCACACUUUCUGUUUCAGGAGGAGUUUAAUCAGGCUUUGUUAGGGCAUAGUAUUUCAGAAGAAAACAAGAUAGUGGAUAUUUUGUAUUUAUCUCUGAGCCCCUUCUUAGAUAAUAGGAACCACAGAGCUGGACAACCACAAAAUUGCAAUGCCCAAGAUACAAUUCAUAUAAUACUUCAGAUGCUGUUUCAAAAUGCCACCCUCCAAGAGUCUUUGAAACAAAGCACUUGUGAACUGCUUUUUAGUUCUUGGGACUCUGAAAACAGAACAAUGCCCAAUCAAACAUUUACUGAAUUGUUCCAGUUCUCAAUAAGAAGCUUAGAGCUGACUCCAGAAUUAGCAAGUCUUUACAGAAACAGUGAUGAAUACUUUUUGAAUACAUUGUCUUGCAUCAUCAAAUCACUACAGCUUUCUUCAGGCAUGCUUUCAAAAAUGGACACCCUCUUUAAUUUUAAGAAUCCUUGGAUACAGGAGAAUUAUAAAACUCUAGAAAAAAUCUCGAAAGAGCUACCAUCAAAUAAUACAGUUUGCCUAAUUCCAGUGCUUGCUGGAAUAAAUAAUAUGGUGAACUAUUAUCCUUUAAACAUUGUCCCUCCUUUUGUUGCUAAUGAAACAGAUUUUCAUUUACAAAAUUUCACAGACACCUUAGUGGAUUGGAAUAAUUUCUCGGUGUUCUUCAGGCAACUGCAAGAUUAUAUCCAUCAGAAUUCUUCCAUGAAUGAAGUUCUACAGAAGGUUGAGGAAGACUCCAGGCAAUCUGUGUGGAGUAAUUUUUCACAGCUCUGGAAAAUGGUCUCUGCAUGGAACCAGACAGAACCUGAGUAUGCAAAACUUGGUCUGAAACUAGUGGACAGAGUACUUGCUCACAGUGAGUCAAUUCCAGAAAUACAUAAGGCUGGUGUUUAUAUUUUCAAGAAACUAAUGUUUUUGGAUUUGCUAAAGGAACUAAAAGAAGAUCCGGAUCAAUUCCCCCUGCUAAAUGUAACCAAUCUGGAAUACAGAUUUGACCAUAUUAUGUCAAAUUUCACCACCACUGCCAAAACACUCUUCAAUAACAUCUUGCUUUGGAGUGAAUGGGAACAAACACCAUCUCCAAAUGAUUUGAUUGCACAGUUUCUGUUUUCAGAAUUUGAAAAUAUCUUCUUACGGAUGUCGCCUAAUCAUGGCUUCAGAUCAUACUUAAUUUGUGUAAUGAAUAUGACUGAAAGGCUAGAUAGUGAACGGUCAGAAAAUGAUACUCUACCUCCAAACUUGGCACAGUUGAAAAAGGUUAUUCUCACCCCUCGUGAUGCCUACAGGAAAUAUUUAUCUGUUCCAGAGAUCCUGAUGUUAAGACUAUCUCGCCUCCAAGACAUGACAUCACUCCUUUGUGAUGAUGAGAGCAUCAGAUCUUUGCAGCAAACCUGCCAGCUCCCUGACGUUAGUUUUGCGGAGUUGUGUGAACAGAGCAGGUUUCACAAGAAGCUUCUUCGUGAUGUAGAGCUAAGUGAUCAUGUUGCAAACAAUCUAAUUAAUCAUAGAGGAGUAUCUGGAGAACUUCGAGAAAUAGUCAUUGGGGAUCCCACAAAACUCCAGGAGCACAUAACCUGGUUUCAAGAAAAUGUACCACAGCUAAGUUAUUUCCAUGCUGUCCCUCAAUAUUUGGCUGCUAUGAAUUCUAUGGUGAAUUUAACAAAGAAUACAGGACAUUCCAAAAAGCAAGACAUGCUAAUAGAUCUGUUCAGAAAUGUUGACCGCCUCAGGGACGAUCUCAGAAAUACAGUAGGAAUGUCAACAGAAAGUAUUGAUGCUUUGAUGAACGUGCCUCUUUCAGAGAACAGAACACAGCUGAUUUUUCAAAUACUCCAGCUGGAGCCGUGCAGUACUGAUGUUCUUGAUUCUAAACUGGAAGUGGUUGCAAAGGAAUUCUGCAACUUGUCACUCACAGAGAGGGUCCGCAAAUCUUAUGCUUUGGGGAUAACAUUUUUGCAAUACUUGGAUAUUUACAACUUCAUCUACAAGAUGCUUUUACCUCAGGAGCUACAAACUUCUCUGGAUACGGUACUGGAUCUCCUCAAAUAUUUGGACCACUUCAAGAAGCGGGUUGUGUCUGAUGUCCGCCCACUCUUAGCUACUAUUCAUUCCCUUAAAAACCUACGGCAGUCACGAAAUGUACCUCUUUCCAAGGCACUGUUUCAGACUAGCAACCUAACAGUAAAUAAAGGGACAUUUAAAACCAUUUCAAAAGCUUUUUGCAACACGGAAAUUCCUCCUUUGUUUUUUGAAUCUCUACUUCCUGAUUUUGAAGAGCAGAAUGUUUACCAUUCUUCUACACAAGAUGAGCGUGUGCAACAUAUUAUGGAGAAAUUCGGCAUCCCACAGGAUUCUACACCAUUCUGCUUAGCAUUCUAUUUAGACUUGGUUAAGACACCUACUGGGGCUUUAAUUUGGUCUUUCCUAAAGCCCAUGCUGUUUGGGAAGAUUCUAUAUACACCGGACACCCCUGAAACACAAGCAAUCAUGGAGAAGUCUAAUGCAACUUUGGAGCUGAUGGCUAAUCUUACACAAAUGUCCCAGGAAUGGCUGGACAAUUCACUGUUGCUCUUGAAUUCCCUGACCACGUUAAAGGAGACCGUUCCAAUAAUGAAGAAUGCAUUGCGGAAUCCCUUUGUGCAAGUGGUCAUCAAACUCAUGGUGAAUCUGGAUGCUGUUGACCUUCUAAACCAAAUUGAUGAGCUGGAUGAUAUGCGUUUGGAACUGCAGAAUAAUGCUGACAUCAUAAAUCAACUUAACACUUUAUCAGGACUAGCAAUAAAUAUCUCCUCGUGUGUGUUGUUUGAUCGCAUUCGGCCAUUCAAGACUGAGGAGGAACUGGAGAUGAUGGCAAAAGACCUCUUUUUGAAGAAUGAGCUUUUUGCAAGUAUCAUUUUCAAGCUGCCCUCAGACAGUAAGAGAGAGGAAGGAGCAGAUCCUGGUGGCCUUUCCCUUCCACCGCUUGUCAACUAUACCAUCCGAAUGAGUAGCAAGAUUUCCCAAACAACAAAAAGAAUACGAGAAAAAAUCUGGACGAUCGGUCCACAUAACUCAAUCUCACAGAGCCAAAUCUACAGUCGAGCCUUUGUCUACAUUCAGGACAGCAUUGAAAGAGCCAUCAUUGAAUUACAGACUGGGAAGAGUGCAGAAGACAUAGCUGUGCAGGUUCAAGCUACACCCUACCCCUGCUACAAUAAAGAUAUGUUCCUAACUAGUGUGACCUACUCUCUUCCAUUUACACUGAUGGCUGCUUGGAUACUUUUCAUUGCAACCUUUGUGAAGAAACUCGUUCAAGAAAAAGACCUGAGGCUUUAUGAGUACAUGAAGAUGAUGGGUGUCAAUUCCAGCAGCCAUUUCUUUGCCUGGUUCAUCGAGUGUGCUGCCUUUCUCCUCAUUACAAUCACAUUCCUUAUUGUUAUCCUCAAAGUUGGGAAUGUCCUUCCCAAAAUAAAUGUUGUGAUCUUGUUCCUGUACCUCAUGGACUACAGCUUUUCCAUCAUUGCCAUGUGCUACCUCAUCAGUGUCUUCUUCAACAACACCAACAUUGCUGCUUUGGUUGGGAGCCUCGUCUACAUCCUGACCUUUUUUCCCUUCAUUGUUCUGCUGAUUGUUGAGAACCACAUGAGCUUCUCAGUGAAGAGCCUACUGAGCCUGUUGUCUCCAACUGCGUUCAGCUAUGCCAGUCAGUAUAUUGCUCGCUAUGAAGAACAGGGCAUUGGCCUGCAAUGGGAUAAUAUGUAUAAAUCACCUAUGUCGGGAGAUAACACAAAUUUUGGCUGGAUGUGCUGGCUAAUUCUGAUAGAUUCGUUCAUUUAUUUCAUCCUGGGCUGGUAUAUUAGGAAUGUUUUUCCAGGAAAAUAUGGUAUGGCAGCUCCGUGGUAUUUUCCACUACUUCCAUCUUACUGGGGAGAGCGUUAUGGUUACAUCCCAUGGUGGAAUGAGAAGAGAAAGGGCUUUUUUUUCACCAACCUUUUUUUGAGGAAAGAGCCAACAUUCCCUGAAAAGAUGUGUGUCCAAGGUGCUUUGCCUUCUUACCUUGAAGCUGAACCUAGGGACCUACCAGUGGGAGUUUGUCUUCAUGGAAUAACAAAGAUCUAUGGCUCCAAAGCUGCUGUUCAGGAUCUCAACUUGAACUUUUAUGAAGGAAACAUCACUUCGCUGCUGGGUCACAAUGGAGCUGGAAAAACGACUACUAUAUCUAUUCUGACUGGCUUAUUUCCUGCUUCAUCUGGCACAAUAUUUGUUUAUGGUAAAGAUAUUAGAACUGACCAGGAUAUCAUCAGAAAAAACAUGGGGAUUUGCAUGCAGCACAAUGUACUAUUUAGUUACCUCACCACAAAGGAGCACCUUCUUUUAUAUGGCUACAUCAAGGUGCCUCACUGGAACAAGCAGGAGUUACGUGAGGAAGUAGAAAGGACUUUGAAGGAAACUGGAUUAUACAACCAUCGCCACAAACUGGUUGGCUCUUUAUCAGGAGGAAUGAAAAGAAAGCUGUCGAUAUCUAUCGCCCUCCUUGGUGGGUCAAAGGUUGUGAUUUUGGAUGAACCAACCACCGGGGUCGAUCCAUGCUCAAGGAGAGGCAUUUGGGAGAUUAUAUCAAAAAAUAGAAAAGGAAGAACAAUCAUUCUCUCCACCCAUCACUUGGAUGAGGCAGAGGUUUUGAGUGACAGGAUUGCAUUUUUGGAACACGGAGGACUCAAGUGCUGUGGGUCCCCAUUCUACCUCAAGGAAACCUUUGGCAGUGGAUACCACCUGACCCUCACUAAGAAAAAGAGCACAGCCCUAAACCUGGCAGAAGAAUGCGACACAUCUUCAGUGACAACCAUGAUUCAGUCUCACCUCCCAGAUGCCUAUCUCAAGGAAGAUAUUGGUGGAGAGUUGGUCUAUGUGCUUCCCCAGUUUAAUAGCAGGGUCUCUUCAGCCUAUCAGUCUCUUCUGAAAGCCCUGGACGGUGGCUUGAGUGAUCUCCACAUUGGCUGCUAUGGAAUUUCAGACAGCACUGUGGAAGAGGUGUUUCUCAAUUUGACUGAAGACCAGGCUAAAAGUGCACAAACUGAUGAAGAGUUGUCUGAGGAUGUGCCCAGUUGCAUUCCAGAGGAUGAUGAGAUGUCUGAUAGCUUAACUGGAAGAGAUGACAAAGCACUGGUUAGGUCAAGGAAACUGAACAGCUUCCCCCUCUUACUGCGGAAGGCCACAGCCUUGUUCAUUAAGAGGUUCCAUCACACCCGGCGCAAUGUGAAAGGUUUUAUUGCUCAGGUGAUCCUUCCUGUGCUCUUUGUGACGGCUGCAAUGGGCCUCGGCACCCUGAGGACUGAGGUGGCAGAAUACCCAGAGCUCUACCUCUCGCCUUCCCUGUAUGGUUCGUCUGGCCAGGCAGACUUCUUUGGAAAUUAUAAUGAAACCACCAGUGCUUUGGUUGCUUCACUGCUUUCUUUCCCUGGAGCAGAUAGCACAUGCCUGAAUAGUAGUGAUUUAGCAUGCUUCAAGGAAGACGUGCCUGGUGAAUGGGUAUUCAGUGGGAACCAGAGUGCUCAGUAUUCCGUCUGCAGCUGCACAGACAACAGACAGACCUGCCCAAAAGUUAACAUGACUCCACCUCACAAAAGGACAUUUUCCUCUCGGACAGUUUACAAUCUGACUGGGCAUGAUGUGGAGUCUUACCUUUUAGUUACCACCAAAGACUUUGUGCAGAAAAGGUAUGGUGGUUGGAGUUUUGGGCUGCCUUUGACCAGUGACCUCCUGUUUGAUAUACAGCCAGUUCCUGCUAACAGAACAAUAACUAAGGUCUGGUAUAAUCCAGAAGGAUAUCACAGCCUCCCAGCCUACCUUAAUAGCUUGAAUAACUUCAUACUCCGUGCUAACUUGCCAAAAAACCAGUCCUCCAGAUACGGUAUUUCUGUCGUUGCUCAUCCAUAUCCUGGUGGAGAGAGUCAAGAACAAGCCAUGCUUAGUAGUUUAUUGGACAUCAUAGUCUCCAUGUCUGUCCUGAUUGGCUACUCCAUCACAACAGCCAGUUUUGUGCUCUAUGUGGUAAAGGAACAUCAGACCAAAGCAAAACAGCUGCAGCAUAUCUCAGGCCUUGGCGUGACAAGCUAUUGGGUGAUUAACUUCAUUUAUGAUCUAGUUUACUUUCUCGUACCCGUUGUACUCUCAGUAGUAGUAAUUUCAGCUUUUCAGAUACCAGCUUUCUUCAAUGGCAGUAACCUGUUGGCAGUAUUCCUCCUUCUUCUCCUUUUUGGAUACGCAACAUUUUCAUGGAUGUACUUGCUGGCUGGAAUCUUCAAGGAAACAGGAAUGGCCUUUAUAGUUUAUGUCUGCAUCAAUUUAUUCUUUGGCAUCAACACAAUCAUCACUCAUUCAGUUGUGUUUCUCCUUUCCCAAGAGAAGGCCACUGAUCAGGCCUUGCACGAUCUUGCUGAAACUCUGAGGCAUGUUUUCCUGAUGUUUCCACAAUUCUGUUUUGGAUAUGGGUUGAUUGAACUGUCGCAGCAAGAAGCCCUAAUGGGCUUCUUAAAAGCAUACGGGGUGGUUUAUCCUGACAAAACGUUUGAACUGGACAGGAUCAGUUCCAAGCUGCUUGGAAUGUUCAUCCAAGGGACCAUAUUUUUUUCAAUCCGCCUCUUGGUUGAUGAUGGGACAAUUCAGAAAAUCUGGUAUAAUACAUUAGAAUUCCUAUUUGACAAAGUUCAUGGCCAGCCAACACUGGAAGUUGACCAUGAGGUAGAAGACAAGGAUGUUCAAGCAGAAAGAGAGCGAAUCACAUCUGGCCAAGCAGACUAUGACAUGCUCCAGCUGCAGAACCUCACCAAGAUUUACCAUCUUCCUCACCGAAGGAUUGUGGCAGUCAAGAAUGUCAGCAUUGGAAUCCCAGCAGGAGAAUGCUUUGGUUUGCUUGGUGUGAAUGGAGCUGGAAAAACAACCAUCUUCAAAAUGCUAACAGGAGACAUUGGGCCAUCUGAUGGAAGGCUACUGGUGCGAGAUGAAACUGGAUCCUUGAAUGAUGUUGAUGAUGCACACUGGUCACUGUUUGGAUACUGUCCUCAAGAAGAUGCCCUAGAUGAUCUGCUGACAGUUGAAGAACACAUGUAUUACUAUGCUCGACUGCAUGGCAUCCCAGAGAAACAUAUGAAAGGAAUGAUAUUCCAGCUUCUUUAUCGACUUAACCUGAUGCCUUACCGGCACAGAAUCACGUCUAAGUGUAGCUAUGGCACGAACAGGAAGUUAUCAACUGCUCUGGCUCUUCUUGGGAAACCAUCCAUUCUGCUAUUGGAUGAACCAAGCUCUGGAAUGGAUCCUAAUGCUAAGAGGCACCUGUGGAAAAUCAUUACUGAGGAAGUACAGAACAAGUGUUCAGUGAUACUUACUUCUCACAGCAUGGAAGAAUGUGAGGCUCUCUGCACACGCCUGGCGAUUAUGGUCAAUGGAAGCUUCCAGUGCAUGGGUUCACUGCAGCAUAUAAAGAGCAGAUUUGGAAAAGGAUUUACUGUGAAGAUGCACUUGAAUAAUGGUGCAGAAAACCUAGAGAAGCUGACAGAAUUUAUGCAGUCCAACUUUCCAAACACACUUCUAAAGGACCAUCAACUGAAUAUGGUAGAAUAUCAUGUCCCCGUGUCUGCAGGAGGAGUAGCAAACAUAUUUCAGCUGCUGGAAACCAACAAAGCAACCUUCAAAAUCAGGCAUUUCUCAGUGAACCAAACUACUCUGGAAGAGGUUUUCAUCAACUUUGCAAAAGAGCAAACUGGCCCUGAGAUUUUGGAUGCAAGUUCAGACAUAGGCUCAGACAGCUCUGACUCCAGUAGCCAAGAUUCUCACCUAACUGCUCUCUACUGAAGUUUUGUUUUCUCAAGAUGUUUUACUUACUCAUUCUGUAAUUUUGUAAUUCUCGACACUAGAACCCUAAUGGAAGCACCUAGCUUUGGAUUGGGCUAUUACAUGUUUCUCAACUUCAGGUCUAUGUGCUCAUGAUUUAUGUAUGCCAAGGAUGUGGGAUGGGUCCCCACACCUUCUGGAACCGAUGCCUCUCAUGUGCUAGGGAACUUUCCCUACCAUGCAAUCCCCAAGUACCACAUUCACUAGGAGAAAACAGCUGCUCUUGGUUCAGGGUCAUAAGUGGAUGCUUUGCUGUGUGUAUGGAUUACAUCAAUAUUAAAUAAAAUUAU